Messenger RNA from Penicillium angulare, 621 nucleotides. RefSeq lists its product as uncharacterized. The record is from RefSeq and is a predicted model, not a curated record. The coding region runs from base 1 to 621 and encodes 206 amino acids. NCBI's taxonomy places the organism in Eukaryota, Fungi, Ascomycota, Eurotiomycetes, Eurotiales, Aspergillaceae. The transcript has a single exon.
AUGACUCUACCAGCGCAUGGGACGACAACGGGCGUCAUCACCAAUUUCAUCAGUGGCGAGUUGACCCAAAUGGGAAUUAAGGUGGAUGAAGAGUUGAAAGCGUUCAACAAUCAAACCAUUACAUCGGAUGAUGGUAACGAGUCAAAAGAAGCCGACCAAGCGUGGGGACCCUUCACCUCUCCACCGGAAUAUCCGGCAACCAAACCUACUGUCGUUCUUGAAGUCGGUUUAUCAGAAACAGCUGAUAAGCUGAAGAACGAUGCGUUAUUUUGGUUGAACCCUAAAAAGGGGGCUGCGAAUAUGGUCAUUACAUGCAAAAUUGACCGAGGAACGCCUUUCAUCAUGCUAGAGAAGUGGGAAAGACCCAAUCCAAAGGGGAGAAUUCAGGUGACUGAAGUGGUCGUGAUCGCACAGAAAACGUUAACAAGGGCAGAAAAGGCAAACACAAGCAUUGAAGAACAGAUGGAGCUUUCGAAGACUGCCUUGACAAUUCCUCUCUUCACUCUUUUUCGACGAGAUCCUGUUCAGGGACAGACUGAUAUUGUUUUCGAUGAGGGAAUGCUCAAGAAUUUGGCAAGGAGGGCUUGGGAGGAGCAGGGGUUCUUAACUACCGGGAGUUGA